AUGUCAAUUACACCUCAAGUGGGAGUCACCAAUUUGGAAGUUAUAAAAACGAACUUUGUAUGGACUGUUUAUAACUUCAGCAACUUAAGACGACCUGGUGCAUACAUAUCCUCCCCAGAAUUUACAGAGCCUAAGACUCAAACUAAAUGGUGCUUAAAUUUCUGCCCCUGUGAAAUUGUAAAUCCCAAUGCUGCAGGACUGUAUCUUUUUUUAAAGCAUAGCCGGUCCAUGAUGUCUGUCAAGUUUCAAUUUUUUUUGUUGAACGAAAACAAAGGAGUUGCAUACACGGGAUAUAUGUCAGAAGUAGAUUUUGUGAAUGGAGCAUCUAUAGGUUUUAAUAAUUUUAUUGGCAGGAACCAAUUGUAUGAUCCAGCUCUGAGGCUUGUAGUAAAUGAUUCAUUGACUGUCCUCUGUGACCUCAAACUAACUAUUAGUUCAGUUGACAUUAUAACGAGUCCACAGUACAACUUGACGCCCAAGAACAAGUACGAUUCCAAAGAUUCUGUUGUUGAUGAUUACCAUUCACUUUGGCAAAAUGGAACAUACAGCGACAUUACUCUUGUGAUAAAUGGAAAGUCGUUUCCUGCUCACAAGUCCAUAUUAGCGACACGCUGUACUUUUUUCAAAAAUUUGUUUGAAAAACACGCAGCUGAUGGAAACAAUUUGCAUGUAUUAGAAAUCAACGAUUUUGACACUAAAACAAUGGUUGAGGUGCUCAGGUUUAUCUACAGUGGAAAAGUUGAAAAUAUUUACUUGCACGCGAAAAAUUUGACCAAUGCAGCUGAGAAAUAUAAUCUGUCUGAAUUAAAGCAAAUAUGUCAAGGCGGUUCCGUUUCAACUCGAUACGUAAAGAAAAAUUUGAAAAUUAAUAGCGAUGCUGUUGAAUCCUUCCCUUCAAAAGCAGCCAUGCGAGAAGUCAAAGAGAUAGAUACUUCAAGAUUCGACACUUCAAGUCCUGAUAUGUUGACUAAAAUUUUUGAUGAAAUGGUGGAAAUAAGUAAUUCAGUAAAUACAUCAACAACUUUAAGUGAUUCAUCAUUCAACACUUCAUCUUUGUCUAGCUCCAGUACAAAAAGCUACUGGCAAUCUAAAAGUAAAGUCAAGACCUUUGAUUUCUCUAUAUCUCUCAUCAUCGAGCAACAGUUGACUAACUUGAAAGUCAUUGAAACUGGACUGGAGUUUCAACAUGACCAAGUAACAGAAUCAGAUCGAGACCAUAAUGCAAAACUUGCCAAAAAUACAGAUGAAGGAGCCAAAAUCAGAAUGAAGAGAUUUUCUGAUGAUAAAUGA
This is a messenger RNA of Copidosoma floridanum, 1290 nucleotides long. RefSeq names its product speckle-type POZ protein-like. NCBI's taxonomy places the organism in Eukaryota, Metazoa, Arthropoda, Insecta, Hymenoptera, Encyrtidae. The record is from RefSeq and is a predicted model, not a curated record.